Closterium sp. NIES-67 is the source of this 3638-nucleotide messenger RNA. NCBI's taxonomy places the organism in Eukaryota, Viridiplantae, Streptophyta, Zygnematophyceae, Desmidiales, Closteriaceae. The record is from the annotation of a GenBank genome assembly.
CAACCAACCACCUCCGCAAGCAGGCCUGAGGCUUGCACCCGCUUCUCACGCUCGCCUCACUCUGGUCGCCAGUCCAGCUCGAUCAAUAGCCCCCCUCGCCCAUUCGUGAACGCGGAAACUGCCAUGCGUUCAAGGGUUUUGGAUGGGCGGGGUGAGUCUCGAUGCGGCUGGCAUGGCAGUCCAGUCUGCUCGAUCACGCGCUGCGAGCAGCCCAGACUAUACAAGGCCGUCGGAAGAUUAGCUCCAAGGCGAGGAGGACGCAACAUGCUACACUCUCAAACUCUAUCUCUAUGCUCUUCGCUAGCCUGCUCGUCCCCAUGUCAGUCCGCACACGUCAUGUCAUGCCAUGUCGCACUGGCGCUGGCAGAGCCUCGCUGCUUCUGCACCAGCUACCACGCCACAGUUAUUUUGACUUCCCACAACGCCUACCGACGAGUACCCGUUUUGUCUCUUAGUUCCUCUCCGGCUAAGACCAUUGUUCCUGGCCACUAGCGUGGCCCAAAUCCCUCGUUGCCUCGCCUCCCGAGCGGACUACUCGCCGCCUGUGCGUGCUGCCCAGUGCGACAGCCCCCCCGCCAUGACCGUCGCCAUGGCCGACACUCAUGCCGCUCCAGAUUGGCCGCUGCUCCCGCCACCCUCUGCCGCCAUCGCCGAACGCGUCGCGGAAUCUCCGCGAGCCGAUCCGCGCCUCCUCUCGCGCGGUCCGCGAAUCUUGGAGCGCGGGUCGGACCCGCCGCCGCACGCCGCCGACGCGGAUGCUGCAGCAGCGAUAUCACGGGUGGCCUCCGCAGCAUUGGCAUCGAGCCCCGCCACUUCCAUAUGCACUCCGCGGAGCCGCUCCGCCGUCACCGCCGGUCCCGUGAGAAGCGCGUCCCUGCGGCGAAUUCCCGUCGCGGGCGCUGCGAGCCCGCCCAGCGCCGUGACGGACAGGUCGCUGACGUCCCCUGGCGCCAUUCGCGGGCUGCCGGGCUCCGCGUCGGCGCCCCGCACAGGAGGAACGGCUCCGCCGUUCGUGGGGGCGUCCGUGGAGCGCGCUGUGGACCCGGUGCUGCGCGCCAAGGCGCGGGGAGAAGACGCCGCGCCGACACCUGAGGCCAUGAAACCCGCGAUUUCGCCGCGCGCCGUGUGGCUCGGUGCUCCCUGUGCGCCACGGCUUUCGUCAGCAGAUCGCCGCACCGAGCCUCUGACGCUUCGGGCUGGCGAUGGCGCGCCCGCCAUCCGCGGCAUGAGUGAAGCCCCACGCACCGUGGCGUGGGAAGAGGCGAUGAGCCUUGAAGCGGCAGGUGGCUCCGCCAUGCACAGCCCCCCCCCCACUCGCCCCCCCCAGCAGCUUGCUCCAGCCACGCAAAUCUCUUCCGCCUCCGCCUCUACCGGCGCCGCGUGCGGUGAGGUGCGAAGGCGCGCGGGCAGGCACCGCCGCUCGCUGUCGUGUCCCAGCCACGAAUCCAUCGCGGCCGGCACUCCUCUGCCGCUCCCUGCCGGGGCGCGCAUGCCGCGAUGCGCCGCGUCCAGCACCAACCUCGCGCUGAUCGCCAGCAACGCCGCAGUGCCACCCGCUGCCACCAACCACGGCCUCCCCUGGCCCAACCGUCAUCGCGCCCUCCCCGCCGCCUCUGGCGGCUCCUUUUCCGUCGGUAGCCCUCCCUGGGAGUCGCCUCCGCGUGUGGCAGCCGCCACGGCAGUCCCAGGAAACCGCCGCGCCUCCACGCGACCCAGCGGUGUCGCCUCCUCCCCUUCCGCCUGCUCGUCCCCCGUCUUCACCUCCUUCACCGCUUCCGCCUCCGCCGCCACCCCCGCGUCACCCGUCGCCUGCCCCGCAACGCCCUCGGGCCUGCCGCCUCGCUCCCGGAAACCCGCCGCGUCGUACGGUAGUCCGUAUCCUCUGGCAUCCCCACAGCCCGUGCCGCUCGGCGAGCAUACGAUGUUCGCGAGGGACGACGAGCGACUCCGUGCGACGUCGCCCACGCCCCUGCGAAUCGACGCCGCGUUGCAGGGCACGGUUGGCCAGGCAAUGGCGGGCAGUCAGUGGGCUCGGUUGGAGUCGCCGCAGGUAGCGGCAGCAGUUGGUAGGCAAGGCGCGUUUAGCCCUACUGCGCUGAGCCGUGACGUCGCAUCCCCCCUUCAAAGUGACUCGAUACCAAGCCCUCAGUCGGUGCCGGUGUUGAGCCUUCCUUCAGAAGCUGGCAGAGCAGGAAAGGCGUCCAGAAGCGUUCCAACAGCCGGGUUCUUAUCGAAUUUCUCUUCCUCUCAAUUUCCGCUUGAGCCUUUAGCCGGUGAAGACGGGAGCGAUUCGGACGAUGAUUUCGUGGGGCUGUACCACACUGUGGCACGAAGGAGGGCGGUGGUGUCUGCCGCCCACCUCGUGGGGGCAGCAGCGGGGUCAACCAGGGCAGCUCGGACUCAGGGCCCCAGCGCAGCGGCAAGCGGUGGAGGGUCGCCGGGCGUGGGUGGCUUAGGGCGUGGUGGCUCUGGCGGGCCUGGGCGACAGGUGCAGGAAGAGAGGCGCAGCAGGCGGAGCAUGUCAGCGGAUUUCAACUUCCCAUCGUGGGCCAUGGAGAUGUACGACUCCGCCAAAGGCAGCAGAGCGGCAGAGCGGCGAGAUGCGCAGGAGGGGGUUGUGGCGAGAGAGAGAUGUAUGCAGCAGGGGCCUGGCUCUGGGAGCAGUGACAGCACUCCCAGCAGCAGCAGGAGCAGCAGCGGCUGGAGCAGCAUGAGCAGUGGGGGUGACAGCAGAUAUGGCAGCAACAGGAGCAUCUGCACGCCCAGCAGCAGCAGCAGCAGCAUUUACAGCGCAGUGUUGGAAUCAGAGUAUAGUGAAGAUGCGGUGACGCACCUUGGUAUGAGCGAUGGCCAUGGCCCUCUGCAAGGCAUGCAUGCAGGGCUGGCAGCAAGGGCGGAAACACAUGGCAGGGCGAUGGUAGGCAGGCGCCUGAGUGCAAGCAAGAAGAGUGUCAAGUUCAAUCAGGACGUUGAAUGGAUCUGACAUUCACCUGUUACCUACCGUAGCCCCACCACACCAAGGCAACUCCAGCAGUAGAAAGGUCAAGGUUUCAUGCAACGGUUCGGCCUUGUUGGCGGAUUUUCAAGCGCACCAUCAUAGUGUUAGGUUGUACUGUCCAAGCUGGUAGAUUACAUUUUCUAGAUAGCUGUAGUGUAAUUCAUGGAUGCACUUGAUGAUAUUAGGAGUGCUCUUAUUGUGAACCUGUCAUCGGAAGAAAGAGGCCGCUUUGGGCGUGCGGGACCAAGUACUGAAUCCUUGUCGCCAGCCAUGCCCACGCAGCAUGUCCCUUCCACCCUCGAUCUUCCGGAUCGCCGCGUCGAGUCCCGCGAUGCGCGCGGUACGCCCCUUGCCUUCGACCUAGCAACGAAUGGCGAAGAUUUUAUGCUCGGCGAAGAGUCGUUGCGGGAAUGCGAGAACUCAGGGGCGGAGGAAUCGCGAGUAGGAGCGCCGCGUCAGCCUGCGCCUGCCACGUCCCCGCGCUGCGUCAAUGCGGCGGCUGGCCGACCGACUGAAGCCACUCUCCCCCAACUGGCGGGCGUCCAGCCGCUGGACGCGGAGGAGUUCCGCGCGCACGCGCACCGCAUGGUGGACUAUAUCGCGGACUACUACCGCGAUAUCGAGUCACACCCCGUUAGAA